Alosa alosa (allis shad) is the source of this 2084-nucleotide messenger RNA. RefSeq lists its product as uncharacterized. Bases 693 to 2084 code for a protein of 463 amino acids. The record is from RefSeq and is a predicted model, not a curated record. The transcript has 2 exons. Lineage: Eukaryota; Metazoa; Chordata; Actinopteri; Clupeiformes; Clupeidae.
UUCCACAAAGGGUGGUUACUUGGCUUCCUGUCUUUGCUUAGUCAAGGAGCUAGUUAUUAAGCUAAAUAUAACAUAGCAACUACAUGAACACAAUCCAUUUCCACCUUGGCCAUUUUGAAAUACUUGCAUUUCGGAGGCAAAAAAGCGUGUCAGGGUGAACAACGCCUUUAAACAUUCACUAUUUCAUUUCCUUUUUCAUAAUCUAGAAUCAAGUCUCCUUUGUUAACAGAUCCUUUGGUACUCAUUCAUUAUACUAAUAUCCAUACAACACACUGUACUAUUCUCACUGUCAUUCUCAUAAUCUAGAAUAGACCUCUCAACUAACAACAAACACUAUUGAUCCAGGCAUCAUAUGUGCCUAUUGAUCCAAGACACAAUGGCCUCUUUACCAUAUGUUCUGUACCCUCUCAUGUUUAGCCCCAACACUCCCAGAUCUCUCCUGCCAAUCAAGUCACCCCCAUCGCUCAUCCAAUCAGAGACGAGAGACAAGGACCACCUCUUGACGGUGUCCAAUCAGACAGACAGGAUCAGCCCCUCCCUCGAAGUGUGGAAUGAGAAAUGGCCAGUGGAGGGCCAGACUCUGCGGCUGAGCCCAACCCCAUCCAGCGAAAGGAAGGUCAGAUCGAUCUCCAUCUCAAACCCUGAACAGUGCCCCUCCGCUGACGAGACAGCGGACUCAGAACCUCUGAAUCAUGAUGCAGCCACUACUGGGAAGCAUGACUCAGCAGUUCCAUCCCAUAAUAGCAAUGUCAAAGCCUCCCCUAGCGUCAUGGUCCAAGGAGAGAAAGAGACCCAGUUCCACCGUGGAGGUUGUCAAGGGGUCUCGUUCCGCUAGUCAAAUAAAACGAAAAUACCAGGACCCAGUCUUGCUUCAAGCCCGGCUUCGGUUGACCAAAACCGGGAAGGUGACAGACUCCAGCCCCAGGCUUCUGGGCAGAGGCCAGGAGAUGAGGGGAGAGCAGGCUGCAAAGAGUUCUCCAAGGGACAGCGCCUUCACAGCAGUGGAGAGACAUUCUCAAACAACAGCCCGUGUCCAACAUGCAUCGCCAACGAGCGAGGCAACAUCCAUCCCCUGUGUGAGACCGACAAGGCCUCCACUGCCCACUACAAAGACCCAGAGAGCAUGGAGCAGCAGCAGCUCAAUGUCAGUCCAGACAAACAGGCAGGCACUGAGACCACCCAAAGCAAUACCCACCAUCUCACCAUCCCCCACCAAACACAGAAACACUACGGGAGAAUCCAGCUCUCAUGUGGACCCUGCAGCUGCAGCUGUGGGCUACGGUGGCCCUGGAGGCCCACAGGGCCCUGGAGGAGAGCAUCUUGACCAUCUGGGCCAUAUGCAGGGAGAGGGUACAUUUAGCUGCCUUCCAUGCAGAGUUUCGUCCUUCAGUCAUGGCAGGGCCAGGCCUCAGCAUUGCGGCUCAGACUCAAAUCCAGGGCCACGACACCAUGAAAUGACCACAUCGUGUCAUGGCGGCCCACCAGAUUGGACCGCCCGGCUGGCCAGGAGCUUCCCUUUGAAGAGCAACGACAGGUCGAUGGAGGAAGCAGCUCAAUUAGGCAGCCUCCCGCCGCCCUCUGCCCAGAUCAAAGAGGGGGAAACGAGGGUCGACAGCCGGCCGACAUGCCUGGCACCAAGUCAGCCGUGGGAGACCUCGGCUCAGGCCGCACGUCAGGCUGACAGACGGGUGGAGGAGGGGGGUGAUGAUCCACAUCAAAACAGCUUCACAUGCUCUGAGGUGGAGUCCACACUGUGCCCUGUAGAUGAUGAGGAUCACGAUGACAGCGUAGGCGACCGCCACUCUGAGAGAGACAGGCGGUUUGCGACCCUGUGUGCGGAUGCAGCCGUUGUGGAGGGCCCACGUCACAGAACAACAACACCCCGAGCGGGUCCGCUGACAGCUGUCCAGCGGGGCACCAGCGAACGUGCCGCGAGCGCUCCAGAAUGUUCCGCCAGUGAAUGGGGGGCUCAGUGGCCGUGUUGUCCACCGGCAGCCAACACCGGCCACAGCAACAACACCAACAACGCAAACACCAGAACCAACAGAACCGGGACCAGCACCUGCGGGGUCCGGUUCUGCUGA